AUGCGUGUAUUCUAUGCCAUUAUAUCAGCUAUCUUCUUGAACUGCGCUCUAAUUAACAUAUACUCUCAAGGGGAAUAUGCGCUAGUGCAAAGAAGCUGCGAAGCAAUAUAUCCGGAUCAGGAUUGUAUUGAACUUUGCAUAGCGGUGCCGUAUUGUGUCGGAAUUUUGGUGAUAGACUCAAAAUGCCUUCUCUUAAACGCUACUGGGACACAGAAUUACCCCAACGCUUUCCUGAUGCUUCGUGGUACCGGCGCCUCUGCUUAUCAAAUGGAGAACUGUCGCGGCUAUAACAACGAGAGCAGCACCACGCCAGCCGUUUACACUUGUCCGUUAAGCAGGAGUACCGAGUAUUCUUGUGGAGCAGCCUGGUUUAAAGUUAGGAUAGCUCCAAAUACAAAAUGUGCGCCAACUUGUGCCUACUGUAUCGCUGAUACGAGGGCUUGUUACACGAUACGUUCAGCUGACGAUAUGGCAACCGCACAAAUAAUGAUGUCCCGGUACGACCCAGCCUCUCUAGCGUGGACAGGAGUAAUUUACGACUCUACAAAACCCGCAGCAAGCCGAUGGUUAACAAAUUGCACCGGCACCAAAAAUUAUACUGCAUGGCUGGGAGCAGAUCUACAAUUGGCACGGCAAAAUGAUCCCACCACGACGCUGUGGUGCCAUGCGAUCAACUUCACGCACAGCUUAUUUGUGCCCUGCACUAAGACAUCAUUGGAGUAUAAGAUUUGUUAUAGUAAACAA
Molecule: messenger RNA, 744 nt
Organism: Mesorhabditis spiculigera
Lineage: Eukaryota; Metazoa; Nematoda; Chromadorea; Rhabditida; Rhabditidae
Source: the annotation of a GenBank genome assembly